Molecule: messenger RNA, 1425 nt
Organism: Triticum turgidum subsp. durum (durum wheat)
Lineage: Eukaryota; Viridiplantae; Streptophyta; Magnoliopsida; Poales; Poaceae
Source: the annotation of a GenBank genome assembly
AUGGAGACCAUGUCAUAUCCUUGUUCCCCUCUUCUCUCCCUCCCCACACAUGAAGAGAGCAGCUUUUUCAUGUGGUCUCCUCAAGUAGCUCUCCACGAGAAUGCCACCAUCCAUGUUGAUCAUCCCACUGAUCAGCAACCUGAUAAUGUGUUCUUGGACACUGCAGCUCAAGAUUAUGCUAAUGAUUGGCAUCAACAAGAUGCUUCUGAUCUUGGUGUGUUCACCUAUUGUGAUGAGAGGAUUCUGGGCCAAGAGAGUGGCAACUUGGUCGCGAUCCAGGAAGAGCUCAUGGAGGAGAACAGUUUAACUGAUCUCCUCCUCACUGGUGCAGAGGCGGUCGAGGCGGGGGAUCCAAGAUUUGCCUUGGCAGUGUUCUCAAGGCUUGAUGGCCUCCUCCUUGGCAGCCCUGAAAAUGCAGCAGCCGGCUCUUUUGAUCGCCUGGCCUACCACUUUGCCCAAGGUCUGCGGUCCCGGAUCUCCAGUGCAAGCACCAGUUGCUCUCCGCCGGAGCCACUGGCGUCUGACAGAAUGUCGGCGCAGCAGAUUAUACAAGAGCUGUCACCGUUUGCCAAGUUUGCGCACUUCACUGCCAACCAGGCCAUUCUAGAUGCCACCAAGGGCGAUACACAUGUGCACGUUGUCGACCUGAACAUUGGCGAGGGCAUCCAGUGGCCAUCGUUCAUGUCAGAUCUUGCCCGUCAUGGCGGCAUGUCAUUCCACCUCACGGCGAUCACAGCAGACGCCGACUACACCGACGGCGUUCACCAUGCAUCUGCGCGGCGGCUCUCGGAGUUCGCUGACUCCUUGAACCUCCCGUUCCAGUACAGCUGUCUCUGUUUACAUAGUGAUGAAGACCUGCAUGAAUUCUCCAAGAACUGUAAAGGUUCGGUGAUCUUCUCAUGCGACACAACAAGCAUGCCUUACAAGUUGCUGAGCAAGUUACCGGCACUCCUACCUGCCUGUGUUAAACUGUUACAGCCAAAGUUAAUGGUCGUCGUAGAAGAGGAGCUGGUUAGAAUCGGAAAGGAGGUGUCUCUAUGUAAGGCCUCCUUUGUCGACUUCUUCUUCGAGGCAUUGCACCACUUUACCACGGUGUUCGAGUCACUGGCCAGCUGCUUCGUUGGUGGUAACCAGGGGGCGUGCCUGAGACUUGUGGAGAGGGAGAUGGUGGGGCCAAGGAUACAAGACUUUGUGGGGCAGUAUGGGUCUAUGACAGUUGAGGUCACUGCUCCUCGGGUUUUGGAAAGGUACGGGGCUUGUGACCUGAGUGGUUGCAAUGUUGCUCAGGCCAGGAUGCUGGUUGGGUUGUUCAAUAGGGGGUUUGAGGUUGUGCAUGAGAAGGGUAGGCUUGUGUUGUGCUGGAAGUCCAGGCCAUUGACCUCUGUGUCUGUUUGGGCUCCAAUCUUAAAAGAAAGGAGCUCAUGA